CAUGUCUUCCUCCUCCCAUCCGAUCGAAUCCAUCGAGGCCGAUGAACCGUCCGUGCACCACGUCCUGGUUGAUCCCGAAGAUGACACGUGGGGGUUGAUGGAAGACGGAGGAUAUCCGACCGACGUCGAGAGCUUUGCGACCUCGCUGAGUUCCACCGUUCUAGACUACAAAUGGGUCAAUGGACGACGUUUCCACGCCUACAAGGAGGGCAGCUACAAAUUCCCCAACGAUGAACGAGAACAAAACCGACUGGAUAUGAUGCACUGCAUGUUCAAGCUGGCCAUGGGUGGCCAAUUAUUCCUCGCCCCGGUGGAAGUGGAGCAGCCUUUGCGGGUGCUGGACAUUGGCACGGGAACGGGUAUCUGGGCGCUGGAAGUUGGCGACCAAGACCCAAACAUCAAAAUGAUCCUAGGCAACGACCUCAGUCCCAUUCAACCCGAUAUUGUUCCGCCCAACGUGGUAUUCGAAGUCGACGACGUCGAAGCCUUAUGGCCUCCACGUCAACCCUUCGACUUCAUCCACGCCCGCUACAUGUGCGGAUCCAUCCAAGACUGGCCCAAACUCUUCCACCAAGCCUACCAACAAACCCGAGUAGGAGGCUGGAUCGAAUUCCAAGAAUUCCACCUCGUCAACUACAGCCAAGACGGCACACUCACCCCCGAUAACAACGUCAACAAAUUCUUCCAGCUCCUCGCCGAGGCAUGCGAGAAAAUGCACCGCCCCGUGACUGUCGGAACCGAACUAGCCAACUACGCCGCUGCAGCCGGGUUCCGUAACAUUCACCAUCAAGUCUAUCCCUUGCCGUUAGGGCCGUGGCCCAUGGAUCGCCGAAUGAAAGAGGUUGGGGCCCUCAACAUGAUCCAGUUCCUGGAGGGACUGGAGGCAUUUAGUGUGGCGACAUUCAGUCAUGUACUUGGGUGGAGUCCUGAAGCGGUGCAGGUGUUUUUGACUCAGGUGAGGGCGGAUUCGCUGAAGAAGGACGUGAAUAUGAUGCAUAAUUUUCAUGUGGUGUAUGCUCAAAGGUUGUAAGUGGUCUCGAUUGAUGAUAUCCGGG
Aspergillus sclerotioniger CBS 115572 is the source of this 1055-nucleotide messenger RNA. Its product is annotated as class I SAM-dependent methyltransferase. The annotation marks the transcript as partial. NCBI's taxonomy places the organism in Eukaryota, Fungi, Ascomycota, Eurotiomycetes, Eurotiales, Aspergillaceae. The transcript has 10 exons. Gene Ontology annotation, molecular function: methyltransferase activity. The record is from RefSeq and is a predicted model, not a curated record.